AUGGGAGAGAAAAGAGUGCUGUGCGACUUCUUUGAAGGGGAGAACCUUACCAGUUCCAGGGAGAAGAGCUUUGAAGGUGGUUUGAAGACGUUUUGGACACAAUUAGGAGGUAGAAGAGUGGAUGUCAUAUUUGAGCAGAUGCAAAAUGUGCUGCUGUUGCUAAAGGAAAAGAUCAAGAAUGGAACUGCCACAAACCAAGUAAGUGAUGAGUCUGAUGGAGAUGACGUACAGGAAACCAAACCCAAAUUGCAUCUUCAUCCAGAUGACAAUGCUGCAAAUGCUGUAAAAGGUUCUGGCAGCAAAAAAGAGGAGAUGAAAAUAACGUGUUCAGAGACUAAAGAGGCAUCUAGCAAAAUGCAAGAUUUAAGCCUUCGGUAUCAGAACCACAAGUGCUCUAGUGCAUGUCUUGCCAACAGAGCAGCAGUCUCCUUCAAGGGGGAGAAUCCUCUGAAGAUCCCAAUCCUGUUUGACUUUCAAAGACGCCAUGCGAAGGCAGGUUGCCUCUCCAAGUCUCUGGAUGUGAAUUACAAGGCUCCUUGUGGCCGAAGCCUGAGAAGCUUUCAAGAUGUGCAAAAUUAUUUGUUUGAAACAGAGUGCAACUUCUUAUUCGUUGAUCACUUUUCCUUCAACACCUACGUACUGUUGGGCAGGAAUACCAUAACGCCCAAACCGCUCGUGUUUGAUUUUGAUAUUAGCAACGGAGCCGAGUCUGUGCCUGUCUCCUUCUGUAACAAUCUUGACCACGCCAGGUUACCUUAUUUCAAAUAUCGGAAGUCAUCGUGGCCACGUGGAUAUUAUCUCAACAAUUUCUCCAGCCUGUUUGUUGACUCCUGUAACUGCACAGAUGGCUGCAUUGAUAGGUCAAAAUGUGCAUGCUUGCAGCUAACUGCAAGAGGCUGUAAUAAAAUUUCUCAAUCUCCAGAUAGUAAAAGGUCCCAUGGAUACCAUUACAAAAGACUGGAGGGACCUGUUCCUAGUGGAAUUUAUGAGUGUAGUGUGUUAUGCAGGUGUGACAAGUUGAAGUGUCAGAACAGAGUUGUACAGCAUGGCAUUCAAGUCAGGCUGCAGGUGUUCAACACAGAGAAGAAAGGCUGGGGCGUCCGCUGCCUAGAUGAUAUCGACAAGGGGACGUUUGUUUGUACUUACUCAGGUAGAUUAAUGAGCAGAGCUGAAGUAUUGGAAACUGCUGGUCAAGAGCAGAAGGAGAAGAGUCCUGUGAAUGACAGAGGCCAUGCCUUUUUUUCCAAAAAAAGAAAACUUGACACUGAAUGUUCAGAUUCAGUGAUUGAGCUAGUGCAGAGUGGCAGAAAUGACAUUCUUGAGAAUCAGCAAUGUUUGUCUCAGACUGCAAAUAGUGAAAAUAAAUCGACUCAGGUUCAUCCAAGGAACUUCAGUAUUGCAACCGCAAGAAAGCCUGGAGCUAGAACACUUGUCUUUCAUAAUCACCAGCAAAAAAUGGUGCACAGUGCCAGCUCAGAUGAAGAUAAUAGUUCUCAGAGUCAUCAGUCAAGCAAAACAAAACUAACCAGUGGAACAAAGAAAGGAACAGAAAAAUCCACCCAGCAGCAGAAGGAAGAACAUGCAGUGGAAGUUGGACAGACUGGCUCUGCUAGUGUGGACAGUGCAGAACGUGGAAGAAAGAGUCUGUCACUGCACAGUGUUGAUUGUGGCAAGUCAGGUGUGCUGGAUGACACAUCUGUUGUGAGGCCAUCCAACAAUAUAUCCCUGAAAGCUGACUGCAAAGAGGAAAAUAGCAGGCAGUCAGAGCAAGAUGCAUUUUGUGAGGAGGCUGAUGGUGAUAGGAUGCCUCUGAAGAAUGCUAAUGAAGAAAAUAUUUAUGUACUGGAUGCUACAAAAGAAGGCAAUGUGGGUCGCUUUCUUAAUCACAGCUGCUGCCCAAAUCUCUUUCCACAAAGUGUGUUUGUAGAGACUCACAACAGAAGUUUCCCAUGGGUGGCAUUCUUCACAAAAAGACUUGUGAAAGCUGGAGCUGAACUCACAUGGGAUUAUGGUUAUGAAGCUGGAAGCAUGCCAGAGAUGGAGAUUUCCUGUCAGUGUGGAGUUCAGAAGUGCAGGAAAAAAACCUUAUAG
Messenger RNA from Acanthisitta chloris (rifleman), 2091 nucleotides. It is a transcript of the gene SETDB2, whose product is annotated as SET domain, bifurcated 2. The record is from RefSeq and is a predicted model, not a curated record. Gene Ontology annotation, cellular component: nucleus. The transcript has 13 exons. Bases 1 to 2091 code for a protein of 696 amino acids. NCBI's taxonomy places the organism in Eukaryota, Metazoa, Chordata, Aves, Passeriformes, Acanthisittidae. Gene Ontology annotation, biological process: heterochromatin organization; negative regulation of gene expression. Gene Ontology annotation, molecular function: DNA binding; histone H3K9 methyltransferase activity; protein binding.